UCUUCCAACCUCCGUACACCCCCAGGAGCUCCAUCCCCAGGACUUGCUCUGGAACUCCUGGUCCUUGUUGGUUUUCUCAGAGCCUCAAGUUUUGCAAGUGGAAAUGAGAAAACAGGAAUUUGGGAUCUUAAAGAAGCAAACCUUGGUGAUGAGACUCCAACAUUUCUAAAGAACAAGGAUUCUGGAGAGCAGGACUCCUGGGGGAGGAGGGGACUGGAUGUCAGUCCUCCUGGAUCUAGAAAGAAGUUACUGAGAGUUUGAGGGCCUGGACUUCUGGAACUUUCCCACCCAUGCAGGCCUCCCGUUGCCCCAGGCCCCCUUCACCCCUGUCUUCCGGUCGGGUUCCUGGCCCCCAUGUACCCUUUUCCCGCUCCAGCAGUGGUGGCUGUUUGAGAAGAAGCAGCGACGGAAGCGCCUAGAGCCCGUCAUGGUUCAGGCCAAUCCUGAUGCUGCCCUGCGGCCCCGGCGACCGUGGCGGCGGGAAGAGCGCCACUUAGGCCGCAGAGGCCCUGGGAACCCUUUCCUUCGGGAGAACGUGCCAGAGGCGCAUCUGCACCCUGGUGCCCACAGUGUCCUGGGUACUGUGAGCUGCGGUGGAGAUGGCAGUGGCGAGUGUGGCCCCCUGUCGUCGUCAACAGAAGCAGAUGUUUCUGAUAUGGAGUUGGAGGAAGUCUCCAUGGAGGAUGUUCCUGCCUUGCCACCUCCUUAUGAAGAGCUUCCAGGGACUCGUCGCAGAGGCUGGCCAGCCCGCCAACAUCCUGGGGGCAGUGCUGAGAAUGAGAGCAAAUCCCAGGAUGUUGGAGACGGAUACGAGGUGCCCAACCUGAGACCAAACUCGGGAAUGGAUGGUGAUGGGGAUCAUGGAGACUUGGCCUCCGACAAGGGCGAAGACCUGGAAGAGAAGAAAGAGGAAUCGGAGUCUACAGGGAGGAACUCAUGCUGCGUGGCCGACAAGGAGGUGUCCGAGGCCCCAGAAGGCAUGGGCGGCGAGGGCAGCGGCGCUGCGGGGAGCUCGCCCGGCUUGCCUCCCUCCGCCCCAGGCCCUCGGCUGGGGGAGGAUAUGGCAGCGUAUGUGAUGCGGCCAGCGCUGUUCGGUCGCAUGGUGCAGUGUCUCAUCAGCCGCGACAGGCGCGGUGUAGACAAGGGCUUUUUCCCUUUCUACUAUCUCUACCUGGAGGCGGCAGACGGCCAGAAGCACUUCCUUCUCUCUGGGCGCAAGAGAAAAAGGAGCAAAACCCCUAAUUACCUCAUCUCCCUGGACCGCACAGACCUAUCUCGAGAUGGGGACAACUUUGUGGGCAAAGUCAGAUCUAAUGCCUUGGGCACCAAGUUCACCAUCUUUGACAAUGGGGUGAAUCCCGAAAGGAAGAAUUUUGUCACAGAGACAGCUCGGAUCAGGGAGGAGCUGGGGGCUGUGUGUUACGAGACCAACUUCUUGGGAUUACGAGGGCCCCGGAAAAUGACUUUGAUCAUCCCUGGAAUCGACGCCCAGAACCGGAGAAUCGGUGUUCAGCCACAAAAUGAACAGGAGUCGCUACUGAGUCGGCUCCAACGGGGUGCCACCCAAGGGCUGGUCCUGAUGCAAAAUAAAGCUCCAUUGUGGAGCGACGAGAGCGGCGUCUACGUGCUCAAUUUUCACGGUCGCGUCACUCGGGCCUCGGUUAAGAACUUCCAGAUCGUGCAUCGGGAUGACCCGGACUACCUGGUGCUCCAGUUCGGCCGCAUUGCCCCAGACAUGUUCACCAUGGACUUCCGCUUCCCACUCUGCCCACUCCAAGCCUUCGCCAUCUGCUUGUCCAGUUUGGAUUGGAAGCUGGCAUGUGGGUAAAUUCAAUGAAAUCCUCUCAUCGGCUUCUGUGCCUUCUCAUUUGGAGAAAGGGCCCCAGCGUGGCUUCUUUUGCACCAGUUUUCUAUCACCCAACACCUAUGUAGACGCUGCCUGGGUACCCCAUCCUAGGCUUUUCGGCAGCACUCGCUCUUUGGAAUUCACAGUCCCAUUGUGGGGGUAGGUCUUAACAAAAAUCAAAAUGCUCAUCGGCUGUGAAGUAGGAAGGCACAUGGAGGCACAAACUGGCCGGCUGGGUCGGAGCAAGGCAUGUCUGAAAAAAUAUCACCAUACUACGUCUGAGGAAUCCUAGGGACCUGGCUGAGCCAGAGGGCUCAGGAAUGGGAACAUCAUGCAGUGGCCACAGCUCAUACCAAGGUCUUAAGGUGGAAGGGGGCUUGGUCUGUUGGGAAUGAAAGGAUAGCUUAGCAGGAGCCAGGAGAACCUAUGGGGACGGGCAGGGAAUGAAGCUGGAUAAGGUGCAGGACCCUUGGGCCACUCUUUUUGCUUUUGAUUUUUAGGGCUGCAGCUGAGGCAUAUGGAGAAUCCCAGCUAGGGAUCGAAUUGGAGCUACAGCUGCCGGCCUACACCACAGCCACAG
Sus scrofa (pig) is the source of this 2426-nucleotide messenger RNA. RefSeq names its product TUB like protein 2 (gene TULP2). Lineage: Eukaryota; Metazoa; Chordata; Mammalia; Artiodactyla; Suidae. Gene Ontology annotation, cellular component: cilium. The record is from RefSeq and is a predicted model, not a curated record. Gene Ontology annotation, biological process: protein localization to cilium.